AUGCUCGACAACUUCGAAUUAGAAAUAUGGAUAGAAUAUGCCAUCGGAAUGAGCGCAUUUCUGCUCCGAUUCUUCGCAAGAUGGAAGCAUGUUGGCUUCGAGAAGUUUGCUCUUGAUGACCUCUUCUGUUUUAUUGGGAUGAUAAUAUUUUCGCUUGAUGCUGCCUUCCUUUAUACAAUUGGCAGACUUGGCAGUACCGCCGGCCUUACAGUGGACACUGCGCCAUUGGUUACCGCGCAGCAGGCUCAUGAUUUCAGCAUCGGAUCCAAGUGCUUAUUCCUUGCUUGGAUAUGCUUCAUCACUCUUACUUGGACAUUGAAGGCAAUACUUCUUUCACUGUAUCACCGACUCACACUCGGUUUACAGCAACAUAAGAUGAUAAAAUUCGUGGGCGGAUUUUGUAUCGUCUCAUGGACUGCCUGUAUAAUUGCUCAUUUUGCGGUAUGCGUCCCAAUUGAAAGAAAUUGGCAAGUCAAUCCGUAUCCUGGCGACCAUUGCGUUCUUCGCAGACCUAAUCAAGCACUCGUCGGAGUUCUCAAUAUCUUAUCAUAUAUAGGAGUCAUGGCAAUUCCUCUCCCGUUAUUGUUUGCGGCACGAAUACCUCUCUACCGAAAGCUGAUUCUCGGAGUUCUUUUCUGCUCUGGUAUCCUUGUUACAGCCAUAGUCAUCUUACGGGUAUAUUAUGCUCUCAGUGGUGUUGGAGAUCUGGGAAGUGUUGUCCCUUGGGCAUUUCGCGAGUCUUUCAUAUCGAUCGUUACAGCAACAGCCCCUGGAAUCAAACCAUUAUUCAAUCGAUCGAACUGGAUCGAUACAUCCUCACUCAUUGAAAGCGGCACGAACGGUAAAGCAGGCGGAGCUAGUCGCGUACAUCAUUCCAACCACCAGUUCGACGGGGGAAAUAUUACAUCUGCGAUUGGUAAUAAAGAUGGACAGAGAGGGGUUAGUGGCCGUCAGUAUAUUGAACUCGGACAUGCUGAGAAUUGGCCCAUGACGGGCAAAAGAAAUAACGUCGAUGUUAAAACUAAGGAACUAAUGACAGAUUCGUCGAGUCAGGAACAUAUCAUUACUGGCAGUGAUGACAUUCAUGCCAUUCAAGUAACCCCUGAUUAUACAUCGCAGCGGGACUUUGGUUCAGCUGACCUGAGCGAUUGUAAUGAUAUUGAAUUUGAGAAGAACAAAGCUAGUACGGAUUCACGGUAA
Botrytis byssoidea is the source of this 1200-nucleotide messenger RNA. RefSeq lists its product as uncharacterized. Lineage: Eukaryota; Fungi; Ascomycota; Leotiomycetes; Helotiales; Sclerotiniaceae. The record is from RefSeq and is a predicted model, not a curated record. The coding region runs from base 1 to 1200 and encodes 399 amino acids. The transcript has 6 exons.